AUGGUUUUAACACAUCGAUCCCCGUUAAAUGGCACUCAGUCCAAGACCAAUCGUGCAUGUCAAUUCUGUCGAACCCGGAAGAUCAGGUGUGACGCCGUAAAGCCCAGCUGUGGCUCAUGUCAGUCGCAUGGACGCCGCUGUGUUUAUGUCAUUGAGCCCCCCAAGCAGAGACCUUCACGCGCCUUGAUAAAUGAGGCAAAUCAACACAAAAACGCGUUGGAGAAUGUUCUUAUGGCGCUUAAAAAUGCGGACUCCAAAGAGCGCGAUGAAAUCUUGAACUCCAUGGCUGUCAAGAACGGAGGUUUGGAUCUUGCCAAUGUUCAGCAUCCGGAGCGAUGGCAACCCGUCAAUUCUGCAACCGCUGGAAGCGACGAGCCUCCCGACUCAAGCUCCGAAGAUGAAGAUUACGACCCCACGCCAUUUUUGGCACGAGAUGACUGCGGUGCACUGGGUGCCUUUGGACCAUCGUCCACAUUUCAUGUUGGCAGUCCUAUUAGUCAAGCGGAAUCUUCGGAACAAAAAAACAGAUCGGAAACGGAUCGGCAUCGACUGAUUGCAAACGCGGCACUUCAGCGUCAAAGGGAAUUUGAUCUGCUUCAUAGGCCUUUGAUUGCAGGUCUACCGUCGGAUCUAGCAAUCCAUUUACUUGACUUGCACUGGAAUCGUCAACAUCACACAUUUCUUCUUACCUACCGCCCUGCGUUCAUGAGAGACCUGGCUCAAGGGGGCCCUUACUGUUCAGAUUUUCUAGUGAAUGCAGUAUUUGCAUGUUCGAGUAAAUUCUCAGAGCGUCUGGACGUUCGGUCGGACCCGAACCAUCCUGAGACAGCAGGGAAGCUGUUCUUUGAUCGUUGUGAUCAGCUCCUUGCCGAGCAGUCUCUUCUUACUCAUUCAAGCAUUCCCACUGUCGCUGGUCUGCUCAUGCUAGGAAGCACCUUCAAUGCUCGUGGCCAGAUAUCUAAAGGAUGGCUCUAUACAGGAUAUGCGCUAAGAAUGGUCUACGAUCUGGGAUUGCAUCUAGACUGUAAAGAGGUUGCUGGGAGUGUUGAAGAUGUUGAAAUUCGGCGCCGUCUGUUUUGGGGAGCUUUUAUUUGCGACAAGCUGCAGAGUUUGUACUUUGGUCGUCCUUUCACGCUCCAGCUGCGAGAUGCUCGUGUUUCCCGUGAUUUUAUAGACACCUUUGAGGAAAACGAGUUGUGGACACCCUACAUUGACCCACAAGUUCCAAAUAAUGAUCAGGUCUAUCCCUCAUACCCGACAAGGAUCUAUUCCGUCUCCGUUUUCCAACAACUAUGCUCUCUUUCCAAAAUCAUGACCAUCAUCAUUGAUCGCUUCUAUGUUGUUGGAGCGAGCGGAGAUGUGGCAAGAAAGCACCUUGAUAUUAUUGACCAGCGCCUGACUACCUGGUAUCGAAAACUCCCAUCCAAUCUGCGCUUCGAGCCAUGGGUAGAGAAUGAGCAGGAGGGUCUUACGGUAGCUGCCCCAAACAAUAUCAUUCUUCUCACCACAUUCAACGCCCUGAUAAUCCUGCUGCAUCGACCAUUUAUCAUCACUGGCCAUUUACAGUCAACGGAAAGCCCAGCCUAUUCAUGGGAACGCUGCAUUACUGCUGCUCGAAAUAUCACCAGCCUCGCAUUGGCAUAUCGCUCCGCCUAUUCUUUGCGUAGGGCGAACUAUAUGCUUAGCUACGCAGUUUAUGUUGCAUGUACGAUUCAUGCCCGCAACCCCUCGAUUAAAGAUAUAACUAGACGUGGAGAUGUCACAUCUCCAUUGAAGAUAUGCUUGCGCUGUUUAGACGAACUCGCCAUACCGAAUUGUGGCGUGUCUGCUCCCGCUAGAAUCAUACGACGACUAAUGGAAGCAAAUAAUAUUCCACCAGAGCCAGAGCGUGACAUCGAGAGUCUCCACGAGAUGGAGGUGAACUUGGACUUCCAGUCUUUCAGCACCCUAGAGUUACCUCCAGGGCUUGCAGAUGAUGACAGUCAAUUCUCGAUUUUUCCAGAAUUUACGCAAGACAUGGAUUUAUUGUUCGGGUUUAUGAAUGAACCUGUGGAAUCUCCUUCUACAGUGCUUCCUGAACUCAAUAAUGCCAGCACCAAGUCAGCAUUGCCACCGUCGUCAAAUUAG
This is a messenger RNA of Penicillium verhagenii, 2127 nucleotides long. RefSeq lists its product as uncharacterized. Gene Ontology annotation, molecular function: DNA-binding transcription factor activity, RNA polymerase II-specific; DNA binding; zinc ion binding. Bases 1 to 2127 code for a protein of 708 amino acids. The record is from RefSeq and is a predicted model, not a curated record. Gene Ontology annotation, biological process: DNA-templated transcription; regulation of DNA-templated transcription. Lineage: Eukaryota; Fungi; Ascomycota; Eurotiomycetes; Eurotiales; Aspergillaceae. The transcript has 3 exons.